CCAUUGCAGACUAAAUAGUUCAACAAUAUACACCGAAAUCAACCACAAAAAUUAAAAAUGAAGCUCACAAUCGCAAUUUUCUUCAUUCUCGCCUUAUUCGCAAUUCUAUCAGUCGAAGGAGCUCCAAAGUCUAGCGAGGAAAAAUCUUCAGGAUCUGAAAGUUCAACAGCUUCAUCAGGCUCAUCAUCAAGUGCACCAAAGAAGUCUCGCAAGUCCAGAGAAGCAACAGAAGCUGAUGGAGAAUCAACAACAAUUGGAGUUUAUAACAAGCAUGUUCCAAAGAAGGGAGACACUUAUGAACCACAAAAAUAAGAAAUUUGUGAAAAAAAUUUGAAAUAAAAUUGAAUUUUAAAGUUGCAAAAUAAAUAUGAAAAUGACUUUUAACUGAACUUUUUUUAAAAAUUUUAAUUUUUUUGGAUUUUUUGAUUUUG
Chironomus riparius is the source of this 431-nucleotide messenger RNA. NCBI's taxonomy places the organism in Eukaryota, Metazoa, Arthropoda, Insecta, Diptera, Chironomidae. The record is from the annotation of a GenBank genome assembly.